Messenger RNA from Paramisgurnus dabryanus, 6068 nucleotides. RefSeq names its product phosphatidylinositol-binding clathrin assembly protein. The record is from RefSeq and is a predicted model, not a curated record. Gene Ontology annotation, cellular component: clathrin-coated pit; synaptic vesicle; extrinsic component of presynaptic endocytic zone membrane. Gene Ontology annotation, molecular function: clathrin heavy chain binding; SNARE binding; phosphatidylinositol-4,5-bisphosphate binding. NCBI's taxonomy places the organism in Eukaryota, Metazoa, Chordata, Actinopteri, Cypriniformes, Cobitidae. Gene Ontology annotation, biological process: synaptic vesicle budding from presynaptic endocytic zone membrane; clathrin-dependent endocytosis; clathrin coat assembly.
CCAGCGCAUUCUUCACCAAACCGGAAUAACAGAGAUCUGACAGGACGAACCACAGCGACAGAGACAGCGCCAGACAGGGGGUUUACACCUACACCACCCCUCAACCAGUCCCGAUACACUCGGCGUCUCCCAGUGUCUCCACAAACGGGAACGUGUCGUGUUGGCGAACUUAACGGAGACUUUAAGCGGGACGGAAGGGUAGAGAAGCAGGCAUCCGGUUAGACGCGCUGGCUCAGCGGGCUGGAGUCCAACUUGAGCUGGACACUUUCGCUCAUUUUCGUCGGGAUGCGCCCUGGACUUUUUUAAACUAAAUUUACGUCUUUUUUUGAGAUGGUGUAUGAACAAUGAAUAUUUGGUAACUCUUUGCCUCGCGCUUGUUUGUUUUUGGUUAGCAACGUAGUAAAUUCUAAUACAGGAAACCUGGAGCAGUAACUAAACCUCAGAUGUGAUUUAUCUACUCAGCUGGCUGGGCAAAUAGUUUAGUUUGUUUACUGAUCACAUCAGUCCAUUGUAUAGAUUGGCUGCACAAUUUUAAAACCAGUUUCGUUUUGUUGCUAGUGUAGUUAAACUGAGCUUUGCUGCGGUUUUAAAAGCUCUUGGCCAAGUCUCUCAUAGGGUUUGGUUUAUGUCUAUGCAUAUUUCUUGCCAGCAAACCUGUCUGAGUUCCUGACUGGUUAGAUCAUAGUGCCAGUGUAAUAACAGAUUUAUAAAGGGAGAUAAAAACAACAGAACAGAUUUGAUCUCAAGCUGUUCUGCUUUGCUUUUGUAUAUAUAUAUAAAUAUAGGCUGCAUUUCUUAUGAUAGGUCUAUAUUGGUGAGGCUCAGUCUGGCUGCCAGGUGAUAUUUUCUGCCUGAAACCUUUGAGCUAAGCUGACAGAUAGCGAUGACAUUUCCCAAAAGUUGUUUUGUAUCUUCAGACUUUAUUAUCAGUACUUGUUCUUGUUGCAAAUGCUGCAUCAGUAAUAUUAGCUAACAAAAGCUCAGUUUACCCCAAAAAUCAGUCACGGCAUCUUCAAUUGUGACAACAUUUUUACUAGAUAUUUUUGUUAGCAGAUUUCCUUUUUUUUUGCUACACUUAAUGCCAGUUGACUAGAUAAGUCACGUUACAGUCUCAAGCUCGUUCAUUAAUCUGAGUUGGUCAGGUGUAUUUUUUUAAAGUCAUAUACAAGGUGCUGGUGAAUACACACACCAGGUGAGACAAGGUCAAGUUUAGUAGUCGUUAACGGAUAUCACAGCUGAAUAAAAAUGUCAGGACAGUCCAUCACGGAUCGCAUCGCUGCGGCCCAACACAGCAUGACUGGAUCGGCCAUCAGCAAAGCUGUCUGCAAGGCCUCAACGCAUGAAGUCAGUGGACCCAAAAAGAAACACCUUGAUUAUUUGAUUCACUGCACCAAUGAGAUGAAUGUGAACGUGCCCCAGCUGGCCGACACUUUGUUUGAACGAAGCGCCAACAACAGUUGGGUCGUGGUCUUCAAAGCUCUCAUCACCACACACCAUCUGAUGAUGUAUGGAAAUGAGCGUUUCAUUCAGUAUCUGGCCUCGAGAAACACACUCUUCAAUCUCAACAAUUUCCUCGAUAAAGGUGCAUUGCAAGGCUAUGACAUGUCCACAUUCAUCAGGCGAUACAGCAGAUAUCUGAACGAGAAAGCGCUUUCUUAUAGAUUGGUAGCCGUGGACUUCACCAAGAUGAAGAGAGGUAUCGACGGAGUCAUGCGCACCAUGAACACAGAGAAGCUGAUCAAAACUUUGCCCAUCAUUCAAAACCAGCUGGACGCACUGCUGGACUUCCAGGCCAACCCGAAUGAGCUGACUAAUGGUGUGAUCAACGCUGCCUUCAUGUUGCUCUUCAAAGACUCCAUCCGUCUGUUUGCUGCCUAUAAUGAGGGCGUCAUCAACCUGCUGGAGAAAUAUUUUGAUAUGAAGAAAAAUCAGUGUAAAGAUGCCUUGGACAUCUACAAGAAGUUUCUCUACAGGAUGACCAAGCUGUCAGAGUUUCUCAAAGUGGCUGAGCAAGUUGGGAUUGAUCAGGGUGACAUCCCAGAUCUCACUCAGGCUCCCAGCAGUCUCCUGGAAGCUCUUGAGCAGCAUCUGGCCUCUCUGGAGGGCAAGAAAACCAAGGAGCUCUCUGCAGACAACAGAGCAAACACUCUGUCCAAUGCUGUGUCGUCCCUGUCCAACACGGGAAUGUCCUUCAGCAGGAUGGAUGAGAAGGAGAAACAACAGGCCCUUGAAGAAGAACAAGCCCGUCUGCAGGCGCUCAAGGACCAGCGUCUAAAGGAGAUUGGUAUGCACACCCCUUCUGCCUCCCCCAGCACACAGUCUAUGGGCAGUGCCAACAACCAUACCGCAGGCAUGGAUCUAUUUGCCAACAACACAAGCCCAAUGUCCACUAACAGCAUGCCAAACCUCAACAGCGACCUGUUUGACCUCCAGCCUGCCUUCGUCCCUGCAGUGCAGAGCACUCCUAUCACCACCAACAGCAGUGCCUGGGGAGGUCUAGAGAGCAGCACUCUUCACCCCAUGGCUUCCAUUCCCACCAUGAAUGUAGAUUUUGAUGCAGUAUUUGGGACUAAAACAUCUGAUAGUGACGUGAAGCCUUCAGCUGGUUAUGAUGCGUUAGGAGACUUGUUGAAACCUACAAUGACAGUUCACAGCCAGGCUCCUGUAAUGCCUCAUCAUACAGGUGGUAAACUGCUGGCCAGUGACCUGGACUCCUCUCUGGCCAAUCUCGUCGGCAACUUGCAGUUUGGGGGAAUACCAGGCAAAAAAUCUGAUAUGCAGUGGACUCAGCCCGGAGAGAAGAAGCUGACCGGUGGCACUAACUGGCAGUCGAAGACGAUGAGCAGCACCACUGCCUGGAGCCCUGCCCCCAUGCCACCUGCUGCCAUGCCCGUGCCACAUAUGCAGACUGGAAUGUUCUAUACUGGUUAUGCUCCUGCUCCCAUGGCGUUUCCCAUGACAACACCUCAAGUGCCUGUGUAUGGAAUAGUCCCUCCUCAGCUGGGACAGAUGGGAGGGGUUCCAGUGAUGACCCAACAGCCCAUGUUAUAUAACCAGACAGUUCUCAGACCCACUAACCCCUUCACCCCCAUCCCAGGAGCCCAGAUGCAGUUCAUGUAGUAGCACUUCAGCAGAUGGCUGAAGAAGAGGAUCCAACUACCACCAAAUGAAAGGAGGGAGAGGAAGACAAACAGAGAGGGAGAGAGAGCAAAUGGAGAGGAAUGUGUUUGCAUCAACAAUGCUUUACCUCAUUGUCUGAAAUGGCUCACCCAACACACACACACACAGGUCUCACUAUAUUAGUGAGGGCAUCUCAUAGAUUUCCACCGCUAUCAUAUCAGGCUCACGACACCUCUAAAACUCGCACAAACCUGUGAACAACGUUAGAUUAAUAAAAACAUGAUUCGGCUGAUUUCUAAGCAUUUUUCGCUACUGAGCACUUUGUUGUUUUUAAAAUUAGCCCUUGAAGGUAUCUAAACCUGUAUACAGCCACACUAAAUGACAGUGUGUUUUAUUAUUCAUCUCUGGAGUGUCAUUUCUUUCCUAGGGCACUGCUUUCAUAGAUUUUAUUGCGAAUCUUAAAUUACCUCGUACAGAAAAUUCUUGUUUUACUCGACAAUUAGUAUGAAUUGGAUCUGAAGCCCAGCACUUACUGUCAAUGCUUUCUUGUGCUGUGGUGAUGAAAAAAUGCCUUAAAGCAUAGAUGUUUCUACAUUAUAGAUGUCACACACGUUUAUUAGCACAAUGCCCUGGCUUCUCAUUUUAAAAACAAGGAACGGAUUUGAUCCAUUAUCUAAGCACUUCUCACACGCAUUUAUGUCUAACAGAAAUUUAACGAGCUGGUCUCUUCUCCGAAAUGUUAAUAGUAACAAAUCUACAUUCUGAUGUUACUCGUCUUUAAAUGGUCAGUUAACCAAAUCUGUGUUUAUAUCGGGUUGGGGUUGCUGCUUCAGACACGGUGGUAUUAUGCAAACACUGCUGUUGCGUCAUUCUGGAUGUGUUACAUGAGCCACAUGAGGAGCCUCUCUCCCUCACCUCCCACCUUGUUGUGUCACCCCAGGACACUGAUAAACAUAUCUGUUCCUUGUCAGCUGUGUGAGACCCCGCCCACAUCUGCAACCCACCCAGGGAAAUGAGUAAAAUGAUAAAGUAGUUAAGAGGGUGCGAAUAAACAUAUUCUGUUUCUGAGUUUGUUUUAAAGCUUUGUUUUUCGAGAAUUACAUGAAUUCAUGUUGCACAUUGCCAAAUGAUGAAAUUUGUGGUUUGAGUUGUAAAAUGAGCUACGGUAGUGUUCCCGAGCCCUGGACGUCACAGUAGCGAAUUUAACGCACAUAUCAGUGUUUGCCAACUUUUGAACCAAAAUGAAUCGCUAAAGUCUACUUGUCUGGAGUCUUUGUUAACAGGGUUUCUUUUGUGCUCGUGCAGCCAAAGUGUUUGCCGUUAAAUCCUUUAGCGCUUUUUACGCCACCAUUCAUCCCAUAAUUCCUACUGUUGUACGGCUUGUAUUCUGCAUAAAUUGGCAGUAUGAUAACUUCUGCCAGUUAUUGUGCACUGUUUCUUUUCUUUUAUUCACAUUUUUUUUCAAGUGCAAAGUGUGGAGAAUGUAGUUGCUGACCGUUGUGCGUGCCCAGGGAAGAUUUUACAGCCCCAGUUACAUUUUAUUUUUGUGUAUUCAACAACAUACGAUCAUAAAUUAAGCUAAACUUGAGUCAUUUUAAGAAAAAUGGUCUUUACGUUAAUUUUUUGAUUGAAUGGAGCAGCCUACAUAUAUCUGAUGUAGCUUGGCCAUCCUUCAGUUCACAUAGGUUUUAAUAGGACUUAACCCGAGUAAGAGAGUGAAAAUCGUGAGCCUUUAGGGAGGGUGAAAGAUCUCGAGGCAUGUUAGGGUGCUAUCAUGAGCCAAGGUUUCCAUGGUAAUCUCCAGUUUCAAUUCCUUGCGGUCUUAAAAAUCCCUAUGUUUUGGCACAGGUCGUUGAGCACAUGUUUUCCACAUUUUUUUGACUCGAAACGUUAUUCAGACUCUCAUAGAUUAGCUGCCCUUCCUGUGGUGUAGCCUACACUGUCUCUUAAAUAAAAUACUAGUUUCUUUGAUAACCACUCGCAUUUGAGUUCAUGUUACUUUGCUAACUUUUAAAUGUUAGAUUGUGGUUCACCUCAGGUCACAUUAGACUUGGACUUCAAAUCGGUGUUCACUUUAUCAUCAUCGUCUCGAACCCUCCACGUGUACCACUGCUCUGCGUUGGGAUGUCCGCCCCUCUCCCUCCCUCUAGUGGUUGUUGCUCGCUUAACCCACAACAUGCGUCAUCUUUCAUGUAGACGACUGCCAGGAUGUGUUAGUUUAAUUGAAGUUUAACAUGAUGCGAUUGUGCGCGCAAAAGCAAAUACGAUAUCUGAGUGUCUCAGACUCUCCUGCUUAUUUCUUCACAUUUCCAGACCACUUAGCCUGAUUUUACACGUCUAGGCUGGACUUAUUAGCCGUCCAGCAGUGCUCAGCUCAGCAGAAUCGAUGUGUCAGCUUGUGGCGCACGUCCUGGACCUCCGGUGGGGAUAUAGUCUUUGUAAUAAGUUGGUAUCCAGGGUCCCUUUCAUCUUAGUGUUGUCGGGAGCAGCUCGACUUCUCCGACUUUAUUAACAUGCAUGCUUUGUUUUUAGAUCCAGAUUUUGUUUUUCCUUUAGGGUAGACCGUUUGUCCGCUGAAUUGUGUGUUGUGCGCGUUUUUAUGUCCAGCAACACAUUCUUAUUCGUAUCUUUUUUUUAGUUAAGUUUUUUUGUUACGGAAAUGAUAUUUAGACAUUUGUAUUCAAUACGGCUUUGUAAUCCCUGUGUAUCAGCCCGGGGUUUCAAGGCUGCUGUUUUUGCCCAUUUAUCAUCCAAUGCCAAAAAGGAGAACGCCAACCUCCACGUUUAUGCUGAUUUCACCACCACCUGUAAAUUUUUUGUAUUUAUUUAUGCAGACCAUAAUGAUUUUAUGCAAAAUAACAUGCAGAAAUCUUGGGAUUGUUUCACUUGUAUUUUCUUUCAUCGUCUUUCAUUUUGUCUGAUAUAAAUAAAGUCCUUUUUCAUUCUUA